Molecule: messenger RNA, 2086 nt
Organism: Pocillopora verrucosa
Lineage: Eukaryota; Metazoa; Cnidaria; Anthozoa; Scleractinia; Pocilloporidae
Source: RefSeq, a predicted model, not a curated record
AUGGAUAAUACCUACUUGUCUAACUCUGAAGCAUCACAGACUGGCAAAGAUGGCAAAUUCAAGCCUUGUUACCCAGUUCCAUUACUUGCUGGAAGAUACAAAUUUAUUCAAGUUAUUGGUGAAGGGGAAUCAUCACUCUUGAUUUCAGCAGAGGAGGCAGAUUGCAUUCAACAGCUCAACAAGGCUGAUCCUCUCCAUGUUUCCAGAACUGUCCAGUUGUUUAAUGUUUUCAGUUUUGAGGGCCAUUACUGCUUGGUUUUUGAGCUGUUGAGACCUCAGCCACUCCAUCAAUACUUUCAGAAAUGUCAGUUUGAUAACGAGGAUGACAAACUGAAAGUCAUCAGGAAAAUAACUUUUCAACUCUUACAAGCUCUUGGAUUCCUAAGGAGACAGAAUGUCAUCCAUGCUGACUUGAAACCAGAGAACAUUCUUUUUGAAGAAGGUGACGAAACCAAGAUAAAAGUUGUUGACUUUGGAAAUGCAAUUCACUGGGUUCAUAGAGAGGUUUCCUUGUAUUAUGAUGAGUUUGAACUACAAACUUUACUUUACAGAGCUCCUGAGGUGAUGUUUGGUGUUCCCUUUGGCCCUGAGAUUGACAUUUGGUCUUUGGGAUGCAUUGUAGCUGAGUUGUAUAUAGGCAAACCUUUAUUUCUGGGAGGAAAUAGGACUAAAGUGUUGCAAGAGGUAACCAGUAUUCUUGGUCCCAUACCUUGGAGUCCAUUCCAUACUGGAAAAUUUUUUGAAGAUUUGUCACAGUUUAUAGGUCACCACAACUCAGAGGACAAUCACCUGAAAUGUGUGAGUAAUGUGAUGCUAAAACUCCAUAAUUCAAGAAAUUUCUCUUUUGCACGUUUCUUAGUUGGCUUGCUGAAGUAUAAACCAGGUGAAAGACUUACACCUUAUCAAGCUGCUGCGCAUCCAUUUUUGGCGCCAGAGUGUUCCUUUGCAAAUUUAUUGCCUCAACAAGGAGAUAAGAAAACAGAUGCUGGAAGCUGCGCAGACAUUUCGUUUCCUACUGAGUAUAACUUCAAACCAUACGUUGACGAGGAAGUUAAAAGGCAGCAUUUUUCUGGAACUGAACUCUUAAAGAAGGGAACUACUGUAACUGCUUCUUCACCAAAACACUUUCAGAGCAAACAGGAGAAUGCAACAUCUCUGAGGACUGGAAAUUUACAUUGUUCUCAAAGAGAAAAGGUGACAAUUAAUGAGAAAUCUCGUCGGGAAGACCAGUUGCUUCUAGAAAAUUUCAGUUAUGCCAUGGAAGGUCCUCUUGCCACAGGAUACCCUAAAUCAACUCACCAACAGAACGAGACGUGUGCCGUUUUUAAAGGAAAUACAUGCACUGAUGAUAAACAAGUCUCGGACAGGCUCAUGUCUACUCUCCUAACUCCGACAAAUCUUUCUUUGGGAAAAAUUUCAGAAAAAAAAGAAAGGUGUAAUGAGAAGGAUUAUUUGCCAGCAGAAACUAAUAUUACUUGUCCUAAUAAUGAGUUCGAAAGACCUUCGGCGAGAUUCGUGUACAACAAAAGCUCCUGUUUUAAGCGCAAAAGUGAUGUCUUUAAAGACACUCAUGUAGAAGACGGAAGCCUCCAAAAGUCUCACGAACUUUCUUUAUUUGGGGUUAAGAACUUUGGAAGCACAAACUUACUUGAGCAUCACAACAGAUUUAAUAUUGCUGGAAAACUAGGAUUUGAUGUGGGCAAUUCUUCCUCAGGUGGAGAAACAAAUGCUGCCGCAAGAACUCGUGUCUAUCAUAGGAAAACAAAAUCUACCAAAGUAGAGAUUGGGUAUACUAAACAUGACGGUGUCGCUGCAGUCCAAAUGGAGGUACUUGUAAAUGAAUCUCCUUGUUGGGCGGCAAAAGCAAUUGUAACAGAUGUGAAUCUUCAAGCGAAGUUUAGAGUGGGAAAGGAAUCAGAAGAACAAGCAAACAAGGACUCUGGAAAAGCCGCAUUCUCUGGAGCAUAUCAGAAUGAUGAGGUGAUGUUACUUGGCGAGGAUGGACAAAGCAGUUUCUGAUAUUUUUAGCUUUGUAUUUUGAUACCUGUGAGAGUACAAAAAUGUAGUAAAAGAUUUUUUAAGUAGA